AUGGCUGAUGAAGAGCUGAGCCCCCAGGCCACCAAGAAGGGCACUGUGUCACCCGGAGGGUCCCGGAGCAGCGCGGCAGAGCCGGGCACGUUGCUGCAGAAACUGCGGGGCAACAUCUCGUAAGGCUGCAAUGAACCCCCCAGCAACAUGAGCCAACCCAAAAGGGAUCUGACUUCAGAGGGGUGAUGAGUUUGUAACUCCCUAGAUGGAAGGAAUGAGAGUUUGUAACCCCCUGGAUGGAAGGGAUGAGAGUCUGUGCCUCUUCUGGGGGUGGGAACGUUGGUGCAGAGCUCCUAAUGUGGGCAGGGGGUCCUCAAGAGUGAGGCCAUCCCGUGACCUGAUGCCCUUUCCUUGUCUCUUCUGUCCCUUCCAUCUGCCCCCUGCAGCAAAGCAGUGCAGAACAAAGUCGAUGCCAUCCUGGGCGAGGAGCUGCUCAGCACCCAUUCCCUCAGUCCCACAUGGGGUGAUCCCUGCUGUCCCCCGAGACCCCAUUUACCCCACGUGCGGGCUGUGCCCAUGCUCACAAACCUUUGGCUCCAAAUGCUCCAUGAGUGCUGGAUCCUUCAACUCUCUUUGUCUCCGGUCCCUCCUCCUCUCCACACGGACCCUUUACCCAUAGCAAGAUGUCCAGAAGUUCUCCGACAGCGACAAGCUCUACCUCUACCUCCAGCUGCCAUCGGGGCCAAGCCUGGGGGACAGGAGCAGCAGCCUGGACCUAAGCUCACUGAGCACAGCUGAGUACAUGCAUGCCUGCAAUUGGAUCCGGAACCACCUGGAGGAGCACGCAGACACCUGCCUGCCCAAGCAGGAUGUCUACGAUGCCUACAGGCAGUACUGCGAUAAUCUCUGCUGCCGCCCUCUGAGCGCUGCCAACUUUGGGAAGAUCAUCAGGGAGAUCUUCCCCAACAUCAAGGCCAGGAGGCUGGGAGGCCGUGGGCAAUCAAAAUACUGCUACAGCGGCAUCCGGAGGAAGACGGUGGUCAGCCUGCCGCCACUGCCCAGCCUGGACCUGAAGGUGACGGAGACCCAGCACACGGAGCUGACAGAUCUGGUGCAGUCCUACACCAGCGAGGUGAUGGAGGCAGCCUGCGCCCUGACCUGCGACUGGGCCGAGAAGAUCCUCAAACGUUCCUUCAACAACAUCGUGGAGGUGGCACAGUUCCUCAUCCAGCAGCACAUCAUCAGCUCCCGCUCAGCCCGCGCCGAUCUUGUCAUGGCCAUGGUGGUCUCAGAGAGCACAGAGAAGGCCCAUCGUGAUGGCCGCUCUCCUCCACUGUCCAAGAGGAAUGGCCUGGAGGCCUCAGAGGGUGGCGAGCAGAGCCUGGCACAGACCAAGAAGGAUACUGUCCCCAAGGCCACCAUCCCACCGCGUUCCGACAAGAAGAAGCCCCCAGAGCCAUGCAAGCCGCAGAGCAGCCCCCAGGUGAACGCGCUGAUGGCCCGUUUGCCCCUUCUCCUCCCCCGUGUCCCCCCCGGCCCCACAGCCGUGUGCUCUUCCCCUCCAGUCCUGGCUCCCAAACUGACAGCCGCCCCACUGGGGGGCACCAUGAAGGUGGCUGUCCCGCUGCCCCCUGGGCUCAACGUGCUGCUGCCCGGUGUGGCCAUGCCCGCGGCUGACAGCCCCCGUGGAGCAGCCUCCGAUGGUCCCCCAGGCUCAGCCCAGCGCCCCGUGGCCACCAAGAGGUCCUCAGAGGUGGCCCACGAGGCUGGGGCCAAACGCAGGCGCGGGAGGCCGAGGAAGAGGACAGAGGAGGAGGAAGGAGGCGUGGGGUCACUGGGUCACAGCAGGGAUGUGGCUGAGGGGACAGAGCUGGGGGCUGAAUGCUCUGACAGCGCACACGGAGGUGACAAUGGGCACAGAGGUGACAAUGGGCUCAGAGGUGACAAUGGGCACAGAGGUGACGGUGCCCAUGGAGGUGAUGGCAUGGAUGGCAUGGCCGUGGUGUCCCCAGCCCAAGUGAGCGUCAUCCAGGACGGCCGUGGGCUGCAGGAGGAGACUCUGAGCACAGCACCGGGUGGCAGCGUGGUCACAGGAAGGGACAGUGGUGACAAAGAGCUGCGUGGGGAUGGACACGGCGCCGGGAUGGAGCCCACAGCCCCACGUGUGUUCCCGGAGGGGACAUAAGGACCCACUGCUGAAAGUGGGAGGUCCUCAUCACCGCGUGUCACUGUCACCUGCCAUUAAACACAGCGCUGUGCCACUGCUGG
Coturnix japonica (Japanese quail) is the source of this 2208-nucleotide messenger RNA. The record is from RefSeq and is a predicted model, not a curated record. NCBI's taxonomy places the organism in Eukaryota, Metazoa, Chordata, Aves, Galliformes, Phasianidae.